This is a messenger RNA of Trichoderma virens Gv29-8, 1656 nucleotides long. RefSeq lists its product as uncharacterized. NCBI's taxonomy places the organism in Eukaryota, Fungi, Ascomycota, Sordariomycetes, Hypocreales, Hypocreaceae. Gene Ontology annotation, molecular function: protein binding. The record is from RefSeq and is a predicted model, not a curated record. The transcript is spliced from 4 exons. Bases 1 to 1656 code for a protein of 551 amino acids.
AUGGCCAAUCUACAAGAAGCAGGGUGCGGCAAAAGCCCAAUAUCCAAUCAUGAAAGUACUUUGCAAAAGCUCGACCUACGAAAUCUCAAGCUGGCUCAGGUUUUGGCGGUGCUGAACCAGGAUGGAGUUUUUAUAGAGACGGUGUCAGUGGAUGCCAAUGAUUCGGAUCGCUUAGAUUUUCUGAAAUUCAAGAAUAAGUCCAGCCUUGCUGAAUUGAUACACAUUUUAGAAUCUGAGGGUUUGAUCAAAUGCCAGGACUCUGGUACAGAUCAGAAGAUUCUCUUGCAUGACACUUGGCGACUUACACUGCAAAGAAAAUUAUAUAACGAAAAGGAAUUGUUUCAACCAAUAUUCAAUGCAGCUGUCAGUCUCAUUCGCCGAAAAUUUCCUCGCCAAUCUCCUGUUCAAUUCCCUCAGAACGAUAUUUGGGGGGUAUGCAAGAAAUAUUCUCCACACAUCAUAAGCCUGAUGGAAGUACAUGCCGCUUCGUUGGUGCCACCAGAGCCCUCGAUUGACUAUGCGUUACUUCUCUCAGAUGCCUCCAACUAUUUUUAUGAGCGCAACUUCUUUGCAGAUGCGCUUCGCACCGCGGACGCAAGCGUCGAAGCUUGCAAGCACAUUGAUGAUUGUGAAGCUGCCAGAGCCGAUAUACAUACAAUUGCUGCCGCCGUGAGGGACACUUCUGGUAUCUCUGAGAGAUCAAAGACACUCCAUCAUUAUAUCAUGGCGAUUGCUCUGCGCCAAGAAUGCCUGAACAAAUCCAAGCUGGAAGAUGUCACUCAUGACGAUCUCUGGAACUACGCCAAUGCCUGGGGUAAUAUGACGCCGAUACUGUUGGACUAUGGGUGCUACGAAGAUGUCAUUGUAUACGCCGAGUUCGCAAUGACUAUCAAAAGAAAAUUAUUUAGCCAUGAACGAGAGUCCACUAUUGCAUGCUAUGAGCAAUAUCGCAAUAAGCACAUUGCAUUGGCAGCUUUGGGACGUUUUGAAGAUGCUCAACGUUGGAGGCCUGAUCCAGAAAAUUGCAUUGACGACCCGAGAUAUACGGUGAUAAUGAUCAGGUAUUACUUUUUCCAUGCCAAUAUCGCCAUCAUAUGUGGUAAGCUAGAUGCAGCAUAUGAAAGUCUGCAAAAGACACUUGAAAUGCGAACAAAGUUUUUCGGCCCUACUGGCCGGAGCACAUUGGAUACGUACUACUUGCUUGCUAUGCUGGAGAUAAGGAGAGGUAAUAAUGAUGCCGCAGAAGCACAUUUGAGAAAGGCUCUCGAAAGCCCCAACGAUUGGACGGACGAGGCAUGUGCACGAGCUAGGUAUAAGCUUCCUCAACUACUCCUUAGCAAGGAUGAUGGUGAGGCUCAACAUUUGCUGAAAGAGGCAAGUGAAAGGUUGGCCACGUACUGGGAGAAAUACGCAAGAUACUGGCCACGCGAAUUGGAUUUACCUGAUGAGGAUGAGAUGUAUGAUCAUAUUGUCCCAGCUGAAGCCGGCCGUCUCUCAAUGACGAAAUUGCUGCCACUUAACACGCUGACGAGAGGGCUCAAUGACAUUUGCCGCCAGCUUGCGUCUCGUUUGAAAUCAGAUGAUGCUGCACUGGCUACCAAGGAAUUAGCUCAACUUUUGAAGACACAGUCUUCGAUGUUUCAUUUAGUUCCUUGA